GGCCUCCUACCGCCUGGGACCCGCCUUCGCAGCCAGGCCGUCACUGCCGGCCGCCUGCCCUCCCCUCGGCGGCUCCCGGGAGACAGCGGUGCGUCUGGCCCUUGUCUGCAGCUGCCCUAUACCGGGCCUUCUAGCAGCCCCAUCCGGAGCAGCGACCCUGUUGGUUGGCGAGGAGGAGCGCAAAGGGCAGUCCGCAGUCCCCUUGGGCUGAAUGCUGCGUGGAAGAAAAGUAGCCGGGGAGUCCCCGGGCGCCGUCGCCGCUCUCUGGAGGAAGCAUGUAGAGGUGACCCAGUUUGAUUAAACGGGAAUUGCAGAGACAGGCCCACUAUCCCAUCCAUCAAAGGUAACGGCCGUGGCGUCCCCUUUGGGCCUGGAGGUCCUGCUGCCUUUCCUGCCCUCCAGCCAUCCUCUGGGCCCAUGUUUCCACAGCCUUUCAUCCCAGUGGUGGCAAGAAGCUCAGAGAUGGGGGGUACUUCUGUGCGGCGGGCCACUGUCUCUUCCAGGACCCGCUUGCGUGGCAGCAGUGGCACCAUGCUGCUGCCCUCCAUGCUGAUGUUUGGUGUGAUCGUGGCCUCCAGCGGCCUUCUGCUCAUGAUUGAGAAGGGCAUUUUGGCUGAAGUGAAGUCCCCACCUCUCCAUCCCUCCCAUGGAGAGCUGUCCUGGAGGAAUGCGGGCAGUGCCAGAGCUGCUUCAGUGCCAGAGGACAUAGGGUACCAUGUCCUGCAAGAUAUCCGUAACAGGACAAUCCGUACCAUGUGUGGGCAAAAGAACAUGCCCCACAGUAUCUGGGACCUCUCCGCUGGCCAGAGGAGGACAUUACUCAAACACAUUCUGGUUAGCGACAAACAUCACUUUUUGUAUUGCUACGUCCCCAAAGUUGCCUGCUCCAACUGGAAACGGAUUCUGAAAGUUUUAGAUGGCGUGCUGGAGAAUGUGGACGUGAAGCUGAAAAUGGACCACAAGAAAGACUUGGUUUUCCUCAGUGAGAUGAAACCAGAGGAGAUCAGAUACCGGCUAAAGCAUUAUUUUAAGUUCAUCUUCGUCCGAGACCCGAUGGAGAGACUUUUAUCAGCUUACAGAAAUAAAUUUGGAGAGAUCAAAGAGUACCAGUUGAAAUAUGGAGUGGAAAUAGUCAACAGGUAUAGGAAAAACCCUGGGAAAACCACUGGAGAUGAUGUCACUUUCUCUGAAUUUCUCCGGUACCUCUUAGAUGAAGAGGUGGAGAAAAUGAAUGAACACUGGAUGCCCAUCUACAGCUUGUGCCAGCCCUGUGCGGUGAGGUAUGAUUUCAUCGGAUCCUAUGAAAGACUGAAUGAAGAUGCCAAUUAUGUUCUGGAACGGGUUCAAGCACCCUCCUUUAUACACUUUCCAGAAAGGCAAUCAUGGUACAAGCCAGUAACUCCUCAAACUUUGCAUUAUUAUCUGUGUAACACUCCAAGGGGGCUUGUCAAAGAGCUGUUGCCAAAGUACAUUUUGGAUUUCUCUUUGUUUGCUUACCCUCUUCCAAACAUUACAAGUGAAUUUUGCAGGCAGUGAACUUUUGUCCACUGCCGAACCAUCUCAGUGUCCUAUGCAAUUUCAUAAUUUUUUUGUACUUUUACUAACAUUUUCCACAUCAGAAUGUUUCCUAUGUAGAUUUAACCUUUAUAUACUAUGUAUAUAGGCCGCUGACUUAAGCACAAUAUUUUCCUUUGAAUUUGGGGAGUGGUUUUUGUAUAUUUUAGGAACAAAGCAAUUUUUUUAAGACUUAGUAUCAACUGCAGGACAGUUACAUUGUGGAAGUAAAUUGCAAUAGCAACAAUGGAAAAUUUCCAGAGAGGGCUUCACUUACCCCAGUCUGCAUGUGUGUGUGAGGUGUGUUUGUGUCCCUAGCCAGUAAGAUCUUAUAACAAAAGGGCA
Heteronotia binoei (common prickly gecko) is the source of this 1899-nucleotide messenger RNA. It is a transcript of the gene CHST14, whose product is annotated as carbohydrate sulfotransferase 14. Gene Ontology annotation, molecular function: sulfotransferase activity. NCBI's taxonomy places the organism in Eukaryota, Metazoa, Chordata, Lepidosauria, Squamata, Gekkonidae. The transcript has a single exon. Gene Ontology annotation, cellular component: membrane. The coding region runs from base 418 to 1536 and encodes 372 amino acids. The record is from RefSeq and is a predicted model, not a curated record. Gene Ontology annotation, biological process: dermatan sulfate proteoglycan metabolic process; carbohydrate biosynthetic process.